GUAGUGACCCAAAGGGCAAAAGGCACCCCGAUUGCGUUUGGGUAAGUAACCCCAUCAUCCCCCCCCCCCCCCCCCCAAUUUACACAUACUUAUAGUAAUUUUUAUUGUAAGGCGUCGCAAGAAAUGUGUCGUAGUGAAUAGAAUGGAGAACAACUUGAACUCAGAUCGUCUCCCUCCUUCUUCUUUUAAACCCACUUCUCUUCCCUCUCAUCUUGACCUCUACACUAUCCCCAGUCACUCCUUUUGGUUUUCAUGGGAUUCUAUUCACGAUACAGAAAGACUUGAGCUUCGAGAAUUCUUCGAUGGAAGUUCAUUCACUCGAACCCCCAAAAUCUACAAAGAAUACAGGGAUUUUAUUAUUUCUAAAUACAGAGAAGAUCCUUCUAAAAGACUCACGUUUACCGAGGUUCGUAAAUCUUUAGUUGGAGAUGUUUCUACUCUUAAUAAACUCUUCAAUUUUUUGGAUAAAUGGGGUUUGAUUAACUUUGGUGCUCCUCCACCCCCUCCUGUUCAACCAUGUGUUGACGAGAGUGUGAAAGUGAGAGUUGAAGAAGGGGCUCCGAUUGGUGUUCGGGUUGUUGGUACUCCUAAUACUUUAAAACCAUUGAAGGCCCCGCUAUCGGUUUCGGGUGAUGAAGGAAGGGUUGAUAAUGGGUUUAAGCUGCCACCGUUGGCUUCAUUUACUGAUGUUUUUCGCGAUUCGGGAGGAGAAAAUGGGGUUUUAUGUGGGAAUUGCAAGGAGAAAUGUGAAUCCAAGUAUUAUGAAUGCACAAAGCAGGAGAAGUUUUCAAUAUGCUUGAAGUGCUUUGAGAAAGGUGCAUAUGGAGAAAACAAGUCCGCCGAUGACUUUACGUUGAAAGAUAGUGUAGAAAGCAAUGCUAAUCAAGCAGGUUGGACUGAAGCUGAAACUCUUCUUCUUGUGGAAUCUGUCCUGAAGCACGGAGAUGAUUGGGAACUUGUUGCUCAAAAUGUGCAUACAAAGACUAAACUUGAAUGCAUUUCACGGCUUAUUGAAUUGCCUUUUGGGGAACUCAUGUUGGGCUCCCAUGGAAAGUUGCCGGUGAGGGAUCUUGUUGAUGAUGAUGAUACUUCUAUAGAGCAGAAGGCCUCAAUUGUAUCCCUUGAGAAUGAAAAGAUGGAGAUCAACCAACGUGAGGGCAAUCAACAUGAAGGCAAUCAUCUUGAGGACAGCAAUCACUUAGAGAACAAUCACGAUCAGGAGAAUGGUCAUCAUCAUGAAAUUGGUGAAAAGGAUAAUGGUGGGAACAAUGACAACCUAGAGCCACCUCUUAAGAAAAGCCGCGUUGAUUCUUUAGUUCCUAAUAGAUCUUUAAUGGAACAGGUAGCUCUCAUUUCUACCAUGGUUGCCCCUCCAAUCACAGCGGCAGCUGCUAAUGCGGCUGUAACAGUUCUAUGUGAUGGAAACCCCUUGUUGCGGGAGGUUUUCUAUACAGAUGAUACUUCCAUAGAUGAGCAGAGAUCAGGCAAUCUCAAUAAGGAAAUGGAAAGGACUUUGCAAUCCGAGGAUCUAGAAAUGAAGGACGCAUCCAAUUCUUCAGAGAUUGAAAAAUUAUCACCUGAAGGAGAUUCAAUUCCUCUAGCCCUACGGAUGAGAGUGGCUGUUGGUACCGCACUUGGAGCAGCUGCUGCUCAUGCAAAACUGUUAGCUGAUCACGAAGAAAGGGAAAUCGAACAAUUGAUGGCCUUCAUUAUUGAGACCCAGUUGAAGAAAGUCCAACGCAAAGCGGAACUCUUUGAAGUUUUAGAACGUAUGAUGGAGAAGGAACAUGCAUUACUAGAAGAGUCGAAAGAUGAUAUAAUUAGACAGAGGAUCACCACAUUGCAAACAAUAUUUAGUGAAGGAAUAUCCCAUCAGACAGAUCAUUAUCUGUAGACCGACUGUCAGGUGGUAUACAUUACGGUACACUCCUGACUCUACAUGGUUAAAAAAUCUUUUAUGGCGGAACUCUUAUCCGGUGUACCGGAAUUUAGAGCUCCUGUGAUCACCCUCGUUUCUCUGUAAUUCCAUUAGAUGUCAGAAUUUCACUGUGUUGUAUCCAUUGGUGAUCAUGUUGGCGUUUAUCUGAUUAAUCGUCACAGUGGCGCUGUUGUUUUAACUGUUAUUUCAUUAGCAUGUAAGCAGAGAUUAACUUGUUAGUUCAUAAAUUUGGCAAUUGAAUAAAAAAUAAAUUAUAGAAAAUAGAAAUGUUGUUGAUAUACGAUCCAGGGAAAAGGACACAAUUAUCAGAUAGAUUAGUGCUCACUAAAUACAUUAGUGAUCUCAUUUAUUAUAUUAAUGGCUAAAGCUUUGGGCUUUUAACGAUGGUACACCCUAUCAGACUUAUAUUAUUGGUUGGUCAACGGCGCCAAUUUUUUAUUUGAGACGUCAUAUGAAUUUGAGUAAUUUUUUUUUACUUAAUUUUCUUUUUAUUCUGUUUCAAUAAAUUUGCAUCUUUUAUUUUAGUUUGUUUUAAUGAAUCUAUUUCAUCUUUAUAUGUGGAUAUAAGUAUAUAACCCAAUAA
Amaranthus tricolor (Joseph's coat) is the source of this 2522-nucleotide messenger RNA. RefSeq names its product SWI/SNF complex subunit SWI3A. The transcript is spliced from 7 exons. Gene Ontology annotation, molecular function: protein binding. The record is from RefSeq and is a predicted model, not a curated record. Lineage: Eukaryota; Viridiplantae; Streptophyta; Magnoliopsida; Caryophyllales; Amaranthaceae. Bases 143 to 1894 code for a protein of 583 amino acids.